AUGUCCCCUCAAGUCAUUUGUUCAGCCACUGGUGUGACCAACACGCCAGACCAGACAUCUAAGCCUGCCCCAAAUGUUUCAUCAACUGAGACUCAGCAGCCCAAGGACCAGCUCCCUCAGGACUUGGUCAAUGCUAUGCAGGCAAUCUUUGGCAAGCACCCUGGCUACCGAACAACCCAUGCCAAAGGCCUUCUCGUCGAAGGCACCUUUACACCAACAGAAGAGGCCAAGGCGCUUUCUACAGCUGCCCACUUCAACAACCCUUCCACCAAGGUGAUCGCACGGUUCUCUGUUGGGGGCGGUCUCCCUCAUGUUGCAGACGUUGCCGAUGGUGCUACACCCAAGGGCGUUGCCAUUAGGUUCCAGAUUGACGAGAACACCCACACUGAUCUGAUCAGUCACUCAUUCAAUGGAUUCGCAACCCGCAACGGCGAAGACUUCUUGACCUUCCUCAAGCUCUUUGGUGCUGAUGGAUUUACCGACGCGCAGCUCAAGAAGGCCAAGGCUGGCGGCGGAGACUACUCCAAGGAGCAGAAGGCUUAUGACCAAGCCCACGCUGCGUUUUUGUCUUUCCUUGGAAACCCUGAGCACAAGUCUGCUGCUGUCUUUGUUACCUCUGAGAAGCCCAACCCUCAUAACUACGGCACUAUCACAUAUUAUGAGCCCAACACUCAUGUUCUCACCAACAAAGACGGCAAAGUCACAAACGUCCGCUAUCGUCUUGAUCCCGCUGAUGGAGAGCACCUUUACCCCAACAAGACUCCCGAGGACAAGGAGGUGCUUGCGAAGCUUGGCAACGACUAUUUGGAGGAUGACCUCCGACAGCGCUUCCCAGAUAAGCCAAUCGUGCUUACCAUCCAGGCGCAUGUUGCUGGACCUGAUGAUGUUCUAGACGAUGCUACUAUUCCAUAUAAGAGCAAGACUUUUAUCCCUGUUGGCACAUUGGAGAUCAACAAGGUAUCGGACGAUAAUGCUGCUAAGCAGCAACAGAUCGCAUUCAAGCCUAACCCGGAGAAGGGCAGUAUUGAGGGUGUCAAGUCGUCCAAUGACCCAUUGAUUCAAGCACGGAAGGGUGUUUACUGGAUUAGUGCAGAUCAGCGAAGACAUGAGAAGCAAGUCGAGUAG
This is a messenger RNA of Fusarium musae, 1125 nucleotides long. RefSeq lists its product as uncharacterized. The transcript has 2 exons. Gene Ontology annotation, biological process: hydrogen peroxide catabolic process; response to hydrogen peroxide. The record is from RefSeq and is a predicted model, not a curated record. The coding region runs from base 1 to 1125 and encodes 374 amino acids. Gene Ontology annotation, cellular component: cytoplasm; peroxisome; mitochondrion. Lineage: Eukaryota; Fungi; Ascomycota; Sordariomycetes; Hypocreales; Nectriaceae. Gene Ontology annotation, molecular function: heme binding; catalase activity.